Molecule: messenger RNA, 234 nt
Organism: Saccharomycodes ludwigii
Lineage: Eukaryota; Fungi; Ascomycota; Saccharomycetes; Saccharomycodales; Saccharomycodaceae
Gene: CMC4
Product: Cmc4p
Exons: 1
Coding region: 1-234 (77 amino acids)
Cellular component (GO): mitochondrial intermembrane space
Source: RefSeq, a predicted model, not a curated record
AUGACAAACACUACAUCGUGCGGCACAGAACCUUGUAAAAAACAAGCAUGUGCCAUACAAGAUUGUUUAAAGAAAAAUGGUUAUGAUGACCAAAAAUGUAUUGAAAAAAUAAUGAGAUUAUAUAAUUGUUGUUUUAAUUACUAUAAAGAAAGUGGAGAAACAAAGACAAUAUGUUGUCCUACAAUUGAAAAGUUGCACGAAAAAAUGUUAAAUCUUGACAUUGCAAAAAGCUGA